AUGAAGACUCUAAUCCAUUGCUUCUUUCUGCUAUCUGUGGCUGCGGCCCAAUCUUAUUCGCCUCUUGAACAGGUCAAUGUUCAGUCAAGCCUCCUUUCUGAUCCCAAAGCGGCCGCCGGACGAACAUUCGAUUACAUUAUUGCUGGAGGGGGGUUGACUGGGCUAACUGUUGCGGCCACACUGAGCAAGAACCCAGAAAUCAAUGUUCUUGUUAUUGAAAAGGGCUUCUAUGAGUCUAACGAAGGAGCUAUUAUUGAGAACCUCAAUGACUACGGUACCAUAUUUGGCAGCAGCGUCGACCAGGCUUACGAAACUGUGCCUCUGGGAAUCAACAAUCGUUCUCAGAACAUCAGGGCUGGCAAUGGUCUUGGAGGUUCGACUUUGAUCAACGGUGGUUCAUGGACCAGUCCGGACAAGGUUCAAAUCGAUUCUUGGGAGAAAGUUCUCGGGAAUAAGGGCUGGAAUUGGGCAAAUCUGUUCCAGUACAUCAAGAAAGCUGAAGUAUCGCGGCCUCCGAAUGAAGCUCAGAUUGCGGCUGGGCAUUACUACGAACCUGCUUGUCAUGGAACGAAUGGUACUGUUCAUACCGGGGUCCGUGACAAUGGAGAGCAAUACUCUCCGAUCAUCAGGGCUCUUAUGAAUACUAGUACAGAGCGAGGGGUUCCCAUCCGGAAAGAUUUACACUGUGGUCAUCCUCGGGGAGUCUCCAUGCUCCCUAACACUCUGCACGAGGACCAGACUCGGUCAGACGCUGCGCGAGAGUGGCUCCUCCCCAAUUAUAAGCGCCCUAAUCUGAAGAUUCUGACCGGUCAAUAUGUCGGAAGAGUUCUGAUGAAUGAAACAUCAUCAGGCCCAAAGGCAGUCGGGGUGAACUUCGGGACGAACAAGCAUGUCAAUUUCAAUGUGUAUGCGAGACAUGAGGUUCUGCUAGCAGCUGGGUCUCUCGUCUCUCCCUUGAUUCUGGAACAGUCCGGCAUCGGUCUGAAAGAUGUCCUCGACGCCGCUGGUGUUGAGCAAGUGGUGGAUCUUCCUGUUGGACUCAACAUGCAGGAUCAAACCACCACUACGGUCACAUCUCGGGCUACUGCAGCUGGGUACGGCCAGGGUCAAGCCAUCUACUAUGCCUCUUUUAACGAGACAUUUGGUGACUACGCCCCUCAGGCUAUUGAACUACUCAAUACCAAGCUCGAAGAAUGGGCAGAAGAGACGGUGAAUCGGGGCGGGUUCCACAACCAUACUGCCCUCAAGAUUCAAUACGAGAACUACCGCCAAUGGCUACUCCAGGAGGACGUUGCCUAUACAGAACUAUUCCUUGACACGGAGGGCAAAAUAAGCUUCAGCGUGUGGGAUCUUAUUCCCUUCACUCGCGGAAGCAUACACAUUCUCUCCAACGAUCCUUACCUCCGCCAGUUCUCGAACGAUCCAAAGUACCUCCUCAACGAGCUUGAUGUACUGGGCCAAGCCGCCGCGUCCAAACUUGCGCGCGAGGUUUCCAGCAGUGGAGAGAUGCAGACAUAUUUUGCAGGGGAGACUGUCCCUGGAUAUGCUUUGGCAUACAACGCGACACUAAAUCAGUGGGCGGAAUACGUCAAACAAAAUUUCCGCGCGAACUGGCACGCCGUGGGUACAUGUUCGAUGAUGGCGCAAGAACUUGGUGGCGUGGUCGAUUCUGCCGCUCGUGUUUAUGGUGUCCAGGGUCUUCGUGUAAUUGAUGGUUCCAUUCCUCCAACCCAGGUAUCCUCCCAUGUCAUGACUGUCUUCUACGCUAUGGCUUUGAAGAUCAGCGAUCAUAUUCUGGCGGAUUAUAACUCCCAUUAAGGUCUUGUUCUGUGUUUGGCUUUUUUUGUCUUUCUUUUCCCUGGCUAUUCAGAUUAGGCAACUUUCCUCCGGUCGAACAAUCAUAAAUACUGAUAGCUGGAGGUUUUCUCCGUACUUGGUGUCCUGUCGAGG
Molecule: messenger RNA, 1950 nt
Organism: Paecilomyces variotii
Lineage: Eukaryota; Fungi; Ascomycota; Eurotiomycetes; Eurotiales; Thermoascaceae
Product: putative glucose-methanol-choline oxidoreductase
Exons: 1
Coding region: 1-1818 (605 amino acids)
Molecular function (GO): oxidoreductase activity, acting on CH-OH group of donors; flavin adenine dinucleotide binding
Source: RefSeq, a predicted model, not a curated record